UGUCCAGUCUCCCUGUGCUGGGUCGCUGCUGCUGGCUGAGUUGCCCCACGAGGCCGAGAAGCAUCCCAGCGUUCGGGUGUCCGCGAUGCUGCUCUGGAUACUCCUAUUACAUCUGAUGGGGCUCCCCACGCAGCUUUCAGGGAGCCCCCUGGCGGUUUCGGAGCCGCUUCCCGAAGUCUUGAAACUCGACCUGCGCACGGAAGUCAAGGUGCAGGAGGUGAGCCCGGCUUUCCUCUCCAUUACCAUCGAUGCCAACCUGGCUACCGACCCCAGAUAUAUCACCUUCUUGGGUUCCCAAAGGCUUCGAACCUUAGCCAGUGGCUUAUCUCCUGCCUACUUGAGAUUUGGUGGCACCAAGACUGACUUCAUGAUCUUUGACCCAAAGAAGGAAUCAACCUUUGAGGAAAGCAGUUACUGGGAAUCUCAAGUCAACCCAGAUUCUUGUAAUUUGGGUCCUAUCCCUCGCGAGGUGAAGGAGCGGUUACAAUUGGAGUGGCCCGUUCAGGAAGUGCGACUCCUCAAAGAACAACAUGAGAACAAACACAACAAUGGCACCUUCACAAAAAGCACAGUGGAUAUGCUGUACAGUUUUGCCCAGUGUUCGGGGUUGGACCUGAUCUUUAGCAUCAAUGCCUUACUAAGGAAAAGUAAUUUGCAGUGGGACAGCUCAAAUGCCAAGUUGUUCUUGGAUUACUGUACCUCUAAGAAGUAUAACAUGUCCUGGGAACUUGGCAAUGAACCGAACAGUUUUAAGAAGAAGUCUGGCAUUUAUAUUGAAGGAUCCCAACUAGGAAAAGACUUUAUUAAAUUGCAUUCACUUCUAAAAACAUAUGAUUUAAAAAACGCAAAACUUUUUGGACCUGAUAUUGGUCAACUAAGGAAGAAGAGUGGGGACCUUCUAAGGAGCUUCCUGAAUGUCGGAGGAGGAGUGAUCGAUGCAAUCACAUGGCAUCACUACUAUCUGAACGGAAGAAAUGCUACUGAAGAAGAUUUUUUAAAUCCCAAAGUGUUGGAUUCAUUUAUUUUCUCAGCACAAAAAGUUUUUCAGGUCGUGAAUGAAACCAGACCCGGCAAGAAAGUCUGGUUGGGAGAAACAAGCUCGGCUUUUGGCGGGGGGGCUCCCAAGCUGUCUGACACGUACGCUGCCGGCUUUCUGUGGUUGGACAAACUAGGCCUGUCAGCUAAAAUGGGUAUUGAAGUGGUAAUGAGACAAGUGUUCUUUGGAGUUGGAAGUUAUCAUUUAGUAGAUGAGAACUUCGAUCCUUUGCCUGAUUAUUGGCUCUCUCUUGUGUUCAAGCAACUGGUUGGCACCAAGGUGCUAACAGCUAGUGUGAAGAGUCCAGACAAGAAGAAACUUCGGCUGUACCUUCAUUGUACCAACAACAAGAACCCAAAGUACAAAGAAGGAGAUUUAACUUUGUAUGCUCUAAAUCUACAUAAUGACACCAAAUAUCUACAGUUACCCCCUCAUUUAAAAGAUAAACGCGUGGAAAAAUACAUCUUCCAACCUUCUGGAUACAAAAAUCUACUUUCACAAUCUGUGAAACUGAAUGGCCAUAUUCUCAAGAUGGUGGAUGACAAAAUACUGCCAGAAUUAAUUGGCAAGCCCCUCUGCCUUGGUUGCACAUUGACUUUGCCACCUUUGUCCUAUGGAUUUUUUGUUAUAAGAAAUGCCAAGGUUGCUGCUUGUAUCUAAAAGGUGUGAUGGCUAACCAGUUUAGUCCUGUGGAUGAAGUUCAGGAAUGAUAAUAGAAAUGAAGUACAACUUGAAGCUUUAUGAGGUCAAACAAAUAUCACAUAUCAGCGAAUGAAAGCUCCCAAGAGACUAGGACGCUGUCCAAGUGAAUGCAUACCAAAAAGGGAUUUCAACUCUAAAAGCUACAAAGAGCCUAAUUUUUAUAUAUGAGUGCUUUUAUAUUUUCAUAUUUUUAAUAAAUUUAUUUA
Messenger RNA from Gracilinanus agilis (Agile Gracile Mouse Opossum), 1944 nucleotides. It is a transcript of the gene HPSE, whose product is annotated as heparanase. The transcript has 12 exons. The record is from RefSeq and is a predicted model, not a curated record. Bases 86 to 1696 code for a protein of 536 amino acids. Lineage: Eukaryota; Metazoa; Chordata; Mammalia; Didelphimorphia; Didelphidae. Gene Ontology annotation, cellular component: membrane; extracellular matrix. Gene Ontology annotation, molecular function: hydrolase activity, acting on glycosyl bonds.